AGCCUACUAAAAAUUUAAAAAAUUGUCGAUAAUUAUUUAAAAAUAUAUUUAUUCCGAAACCAGUCUGUUCAAGGUGUUACGUCACAAGUCUAAACCCUCACCUGAUAGAAAUGAAUGGUGAUUGGUUGUUGAACAAUGUGCUCGUGUUUUCCUCGCAGGCUUGUAUUUUUAAAAGAAAGUUAACUCGGCCAACGCAACAAUUUACUCACAAACUGUGUACCAGUUAGAGGUGUUCGGUAGGUACAGUCCUGUUCUCUCUUGUCUCUUCAUUGAUAACGGCGUGAAUACCGAAAUGAAUGACACCCACGUGUCUGCUGAGUGUAUUGAGUUGUACAAAGAAUCAAUUCAUCAUUUAAAACCUUCUAUUGAUGAAAAACAUUACGUGUUCGUCAUUUUUGGGGCAUCGGGAGAUCUUGCAAGAAAGAAAAUUUAUCCAACACUUUGGUCAUUAUAUAGAGAUGGACUUCUACCAAAGAAAAUUACUUUUAUUGGAUUUGCAAGAUCAAAAUUAACAAUAAAUGAAAUAUUUGAGAAAGCAAAAUCAUAUUUUAAUGUAAAUGAUGAUGAAAUGGAAAAAUAUGAAUCUUUUAUUACAAUGAAUAGCUAUAUCAGUAGUGUAUAUGAUGAACCAGAAGGCUUUCAGCUACUAAACAGUCAAAUAUGUAAAUUUGAAAAUGGAGACAUUUCAAAUCACUGUUUCUAUCUGGCUCUUCCACCAAAUAUGUAUGAAGUUGUUGCAGCUAAUAUCAAUUUAUAUUGUAGAUCAAAGAGUGGUUGGAACCGAAUAGUAAUUGAGAAGCCAUUUGGACGAGAUACCAAAAGUUCUGCUAUGCUAUCCGAACAUCUCGGAAUGCUUUUCAAAGAGGAGGAAAUCUAUCGUAUCGAUCAUUAUUUGGGUAAAGAAAUGGUUCAGAAUUUAAUGGUAUUAAGAUUUGGAAAUAGAAUAUUUGGACCUACGUGGAAUCGUGAUAAUAUUGCUAAUGUCAUGAUUUCAUUUAAAGAACCAUUUGGAACUCAAGGCAGGGGUGGAUAUUUUGAUAGUUUUGGUAUUGUGAGAGAUGUGAUGCAGAAUCAUCUGAUGCAAAUGUUAUGUCUGGUAGCUAUGGAAAAACCAAUUUCUACAAAACCUAAGGAUAUAAGAGAUGAAAAGGUUAAAGUAUUGAGAUGUAUGCCAGAAGUGAAACUAGAAAAUGUUGUUUUGGGACAAUAUGUAGGAAAUUCAGAUGCAGAAGGUGAUGCCAGCAGUAGUUAUCAGGAUGAUCCUACUGUUCCUAAUGACUCAAUUACACCAACUUAUGCUUUAGCUACAUGCUUCAUCAAUAAUGAACGCUGGGAUGGUGUGCCUUUUUUUCUUCGUUGUGGUAAAGCUCUAAAUGAAAAGAAAGCUGAAGUACGUAUUCAAUACAAUGAUGUAAAAGGUGAUAUUUUUGAAGGACAAUGUAAAAGAAAUGAAUUAGUCAUAAGAGUUCAGCCAAAUGAAGCAAUCUAUGUUAAAAUGAUGACAAAGAAACCGGGUAUGUCUUUUGAAAUGGAAGAAACCGAACUAGAUUUAACAUAUGGAAAUCGCUAUAAGGGAUUAGCAAUGCCAGAAGCUUAUGAGAGAUUAAUUUUAGAUGUGUUUUGUGGUAAUCAAAUGCAUUUUGUUCGUGCCGACGAAUUGGCAGAAGCGUGGCGAAUCUUCACACCACUUCUACAUACAAUUGAGCAGGAAAAAGUUAAACCAUUACCUUAUCAACACGGAAGCCGUGGCCCAAAAGAAGCCGACGAACUGCUACAGAAAUACGGUUACAAGUUUUACGGAACUUAUAAAUGGGUGAAACCUUCAUAAUUAAGAAGCUAAAAUCCAAACUAGUAGUAACAUAGAUCUGAGAUAUCUUUUUGUAUUACAAACAUUUUUUUUAAUGUUUAUAAAACAUAUUAAACAUUUUCAAAAAUGUUUUUUUGGAGUCUACAAUAUUUAAUAUUUGG
Messenger RNA from Centruroides sculpturatus (bark scorpion), 1968 nucleotides. Its product is annotated as glucose-6-phosphate 1-dehydrogenase-like. Bases 293 to 1828 code for a protein of 511 amino acids. The record is from RefSeq and is a predicted model, not a curated record. Gene Ontology annotation, biological process: pentose-phosphate shunt, oxidative branch; glucose metabolic process. The transcript is spliced from 11 exons. Gene Ontology annotation, molecular function: glucose-6-phosphate dehydrogenase activity; NADP binding. Gene Ontology annotation, cellular component: cytosol. NCBI's taxonomy places the organism in Eukaryota, Metazoa, Arthropoda, Arachnida, Scorpiones, Buthidae.